AUGAUGGGGCUUGUAGUGUUUUGCAGCAGCAUCUUCGCUUUGCACCUUCUGCUCAGCGUCCAGUGUCUGCCGGUACACGACGGCAAGACCAUCGGUAGGCACAAACAGGUACCGGGACGACCUCAGAAGCACCAGGACCUUGGUUUGAAGAAGAGGGUAAAGCUCGAUCAGGACACAAUUAAUGAAGACUAUCAUCUGACGUCUCUAGUGCCUUCAGGCAAUGACACUGAGUUCUGGAAACGUCCGCGCUGUGGUGUCCCAGACUAUCCCACCUCAAAGCAGCUUGGCUUGUCAUUUUACAACAUGAAGAAGAAGGGAGCACUCGGGCGACAACAGCGCAGGAAACGAUUUGUGCUCUUUGGUGGACGUUGGGAAAAGACUGACCUCACUUACAAGAUCAUUCGUUUCCCCUGGCAGAUGAGUCAGGACAAAGUGCGUCGCAUCUUGCAGGAAGCAUCAAGAGUCUGGAGUGAUGUGACUCCUCUGAGGUUCAGGGAGGUCACCACAGAGAAAGCUGACAUCAUUAUUGACUUCAACAGGUAUUGGCAUGGAGACAAUUUGCCAUUCGAUGGUCCUGGCGGGAUCCUCGCCCAUGCUUUUUUCCCCCGAACACACCGAGAAGGAGAAAUCCACUUUGACUAUGAUGAGUACUGGACAGUGGGCAACGAUGUGGGCACAGAUCUCUUACAAGUGGCUGCUCAUGAGUUUGGCCAUGUCCUGGGCCUCCAGCAUUCCCUGGUGCCUGGUGCUAUCAUGUCACCUUUCUACACUUUCUCCUACCCAUUGGAGCUGGGCGAGGAUGACAAGAGGGGCAUCCAGUUCCUCUAUGGCCCCCCACAGGAGAGACCCGCGGAGGCCACGGAAACCAACCACAUUGAUACUGGAGUGCCGGAUGCCUGCUCAAUAAGUUUUGACGCCGUAUCCAUGAUCAGAGGGGAAUUGUUCUUCUUUAAGUCUCGAUAUGUUUGGCGUAUCCGUGAUGGGCAGCUACAACCUGCAUACCCAGCCUUGGCGUCCCGCCACUGGAGAGGCAUUCCUGACCAAAUUGAUGCUGCUUAUGAAGACAAGUCUGGGAACAUCUGGUUCUUCCAAGGUGACAGCUACUGGGUGUUUGAUGCUGAGAGGAAAAUCACAGGACCAGAUUCAGUGCGGCGGCUCGGUCUGCCUGUAUCUGACAUCCAGGCAGCUGUGAAGUGGGAAGAGGAGCACGUCGAGAAAGUCUACCUCUUAAAGUCAGGAGCUUACUGGCGCUUCAGUCUGCAGGAUAAUCGUGUCGAUGCCGCACACCCUCACAGCAUGCACGACUGGGGCGGCGUGCCCAGCAAUAUCGAUGCAGCCUUCCGAGACAGAGAUGGCUAUGCCCAUUUCCUGAGUGGGCUGCACUACUGGAAGUUUGAUCCUGUUGAGCUGAAGGUCCUACAAGGCUACCCCCGCAACAUAGGUGUGGAUUUUUUCAGCUGUGCUGCCUCCACAUAUCUGUAAGGUCAAGCAUGUAUUAUCUCCAAAGACUCUAAACAGGAGUGGCUUUAUACCAACUCACUUCCCUUCAAUUUUUGUUCCACUCAGUGGAAAUGUACAUCAGGCUGAUUUAUUUCAUUAAAAUGACUACAAAUGCACAUAUGCAUUCAACAGCAUUGGCACGCCACAGUCUUGCCUGCUGCAGUCAAAUAAUAUAAUAGCUUAUCUGUAUCAGAAAAUGUAUGAACUAUGUUACCAUUUAUAGAUUGUAUACUGGUUAUAAGUUUACAGGACAACACUCAACAUCUGUGGUAAAAGGGGUGCACAUAAUACACAUCAGACCCACUGGCUAAUGUACAAGCAAGGCUCCAUUCCAACUAAGUAUAGCUGAGCCUUUCUAAUGGACCAGCAUGAACGGCAGCACGACCCUGGCUCCGUUAGACCUGAGUGGAGCUGAACCUUCAUUAAUGUCAGUAGUAAUACCUGUGUUUACCUGCUGUCCUGAUGUCAUAACGGCUGCUGUGAAAAAGGUCCAUUGAGAACAUAUAAAAGUUGUUAUUGUUCAUCAUUACAAAUCAACAGUACAAAAACCUUUAGCUAUUUGACUGCCUUCUCUCAUUUCCUGUGUAAACAAAACAAAUUAUUCAUCAAGUGUAAUCAGAGGAGAGAUCCUCCUCCGGCAAGAGUACAUCAUUUGUGUUAAAUUUUAUGUCUGUUUAACCACAAGGCCAAACUGCCUGAAAGUCGGUGUCAUCUUUGAACAUCUAUUUCUGUGAGUUAGGCAGAAAGCAGAGUGGUUUUAGGGAUGAAGGGAUGAGGGGGAGGCAUGACAACAAACUCUGACAGCUGUCUCUGCUGACAGGAGGAACAGUGAGACAUGCAGAGGUCAGCUUGCCACAGGAUACUGAGCAGUGGAAAGAGUACUACAAAUCACUCCUCAAGUACAAGUACUGUUACUUUGCUGCUAUUUUACUUCAGUAGAAGCAGAAGUAGUGCUGUGAAAAUCUACUGAGGUAAAAGCAAAAAGUAGCUCAUCUCAAAUGUUCAAACUAGAAUGUUUUAAAAGGGGCAUUACGCAAAACUACAGAGGGUUUAUUGAAGUGAGGACCCUGUUGACUCAGCUGUCUAAAAAUGUGGAAUAAGCGUAUAAUAUGAUGACUGAGUCUGCAUGGUUCUCAACGCCAGGCAUACUCACUGAUAUAAUUCCCCUUUUUUUCCACAUUUAUUCCACAUAAAUGCCUGUUAAGUCUAAAUGGUCCUCACUUCCAUCGCCCAUCUGCAGUUUUUCGUUGUGCACCUGUUAUUGGAAAUUUAGAAAUGAGAAAAAGUAGUACAAGGUAGAACCAGAUUACUCUUCUUGUCUUUGCUGACUGAACUUUUAUUGUGAAAGGUUCCACAAUCUGUCACUGAUCAUUUGUUCUCUGUAAUGGAUGUGAUUUAAUGAAGUUCUCAAGCAAAAAUGUGCUUCAGUAAAAGUAAAAUUACUGACCACAAGUACACAAAACAGCUACUCAAUUACAAUAUCAUGAGUAAAUGUAGUUAAUUACUUCCACCUCUGACACUGAGGCAGCAGAAAUGGAAAGGAAACCAUCCCGUGCAGAAUAAUUUGACUUGCAUUCAAGUUGAGGGAGCCCCAGUUAACAGACGGCAUGGAAGAUUGAAGUAUUUUGAGGAUAAGAAUCUCAAGUGGGAGGCAGUGAACAUGUCUGUGGUGUGUGGCGAAGAUCUCAUUUCUCAAGAUAAUGCAUUUUUAAAUACUUAAAUCUCUGUGCACUCCCCUCCCCACUCAGACAAAAUCAUUUUAAACAGCAUCUAGGUUUCUUUUUAAAUUUUGAAAAAAGUUGAAGAUACACCAAUUGAAUGAUUCAUUUUGCUGCAGCGAAGAGUUAAACUGAUAUGUCUCCUUGGUCUUUUAUUUUUGGCUUGUUUUGACAGAACAAUGUUGUUCCAAAAAAAGUGUUGACUUGGGGAGUUUCACUAGGAACCUCCAUAAAAAAUGUACUGAAACUGUAAUUAUUUGAAAAAUGUGAAACCAGAUUACAAAUCCAGCAUGCUUAUCAGUUUUGUGACAUUGCACAGGGAACUUGGUAACAGCCACAACAUGUUGUAAUAUUAAUUUUAAGAAAACGUAUUCCAUUUUAAUGCAAGGUCCUUCUCAGAUAAAUGACAUAUACUACAAAUACUAUGGUGUGACUUAUUUUUGUGAGCUCUUGAAUAAUACAUCUGUUUGUUUCUGACUCAAGGUGCUAUAAAUCAGUGCAGGACACUGAUACCAUUGAUUUGUAAAAUAUACUGUGAUGUGACUGCAAAAAAAAGCCUUCCAACAUAGCUGAGGUAAAACUCUGAGCUAGCACUGUUAUUACUUUAAUUAUUGUCAACAUGCCAUCACAACAUUUUUUUAAAAUAUAUUUUUAUGUAUUUUCAGUCUAUACUUAACAGUUUGCCUUUGCCUGUAAUGUUUUCAGUGAACAUUCAGUGUGCGUUUCCCAUGUAAAUAAUUUUGUCGAGAAUCAUGUUUAAUUCUGUGUUUUCAA
Myripristis murdjan (pinecone soldierfish) is the source of this 3992-nucleotide messenger RNA. RefSeq names its product stromelysin-3-like. Gene Ontology annotation, molecular function: metalloendopeptidase activity; zinc ion binding. NCBI's taxonomy places the organism in Eukaryota, Metazoa, Chordata, Actinopteri, Holocentriformes, Holocentridae. The record is from RefSeq and is a predicted model, not a curated record. Bases 1 to 1482 code for a protein of 493 amino acids. The transcript is spliced from 8 exons. Gene Ontology annotation, cellular component: extracellular matrix. Gene Ontology annotation, biological process: collagen catabolic process; proteolysis; extracellular matrix organization.